CGUGACAUCGUACUCUGGCGCCCGCCUGAGCCGCGCCCCCGACUCGGCGUACUCCUUUGGCUGUCCUUCCGGGAAGCGGCUGACGAGGACGAGGCGGCCGCUGGGCAUCAGCUUGCGCAGUCGCUCUGGUGUUUAUAAGAGAGAAUAUCAUAGGCCAAGGGUACAGAAACGAGUAACAGGGGUAUCGCAAAGAAUCAUGCUCCUCUCACCAUCCACCGGCUGUUGGUGGGCUUGCGCUUGUGCUUUUAUAUUCUGGCAGGUAUACGUCAUGUCUACUCUGGCAUCCAUCCUCGAAUGGUUAUUCCGGUCGGGCCCAAGUCGCCCAAAGCGGCAGCGGCCAGGUCGCGUGAUUAAUAGUGCGGCCACCAAUUUGCAAUACGUUGCGGUUUCGGGAAUGCUUUACUUGCAAGGGAGCUUAAUAGUUAAACGAGAGUCGGAGUCGGAAGAGUUGCUCGCCUUUGAUAAAUUAUCGUGGAACUACGUGAGGUUGAUGAUACGGCUGCAGUUCAGGGUGCUGGAUGGAACAAAUUCAGAAUGCUCAGAGCUCACUCGCAAAGAAAUUAAACUGCGAGGCGGCCUGCGUUUAUCUAGCUGGCUCGUGGCGUGUCCUUCAACAACCUCAUUAGACCUACAGGGUGUGGUUUAG
This is a messenger RNA of Gaeumannomyces tritici R3-111a-1, 646 nucleotides long. RefSeq lists its product as hypothetical. Lineage: Eukaryota; Fungi; Ascomycota; Sordariomycetes; Magnaporthales; Magnaporthaceae. The coding region runs from base 197 to 646 and encodes 149 amino acids. The record is from RefSeq and is a predicted model, not a curated record. The transcript has a single exon.